GAAACGCUAGCUUCAUUGUUAUCGAGUUAUCGUAGUUGUCUCUUGUGAGAAUUUGCUGUCACGUUCGAGAUCUCAAUACGCAAUUGGUUCUCUCUACUAGAAUAAUCAAUUCUCCCUACCCUUUUCACCACUGCAUCUAUUCAUAAUGUUCACUGCCUCCAUUCGUUCCAGCUUGAGAGCCAGAGCCGUUGCUCAAGUCCCCAGAAUGGCUUCGAUCACCAAACCUUCCAUCAUGUCCAGAGCUUCUGUGCUUCCACAGCAAAUCAGAGCCUACUCUGACCAUCACGAAGAGACGUUUGAAGAAUUCACUGCCAGAUACGAACAGGAAUUCGAAAAGGCUUACGACUUGUUCGAAGUGCAAAGAACCUUGAACAACUGUUUCUCGUACGAUUUGGUACCAGCUCCAGUUGUCAUUGAAAAGGCAUUGCAAGCUUGUAGAAGAGUCAACGACUACCCCACUGCUGUCAGAACCUUUGAAGCCUUGAAACACAAGGUUGAAAACAAGGAACAGUACCAGGCUUACUUGGACGAGUUGAAGGACAUCAGACAGGAAUUGGGCAUCGACUUGAAGGAAGACUUGUACGCCGACGAAGCCUGAACGCUUUUUUUAUACUAUGCUUUCUUAAUAUGCCCCAUCCAGCAUGUUGGCCAUCCUACAUCAAAUACAUCAUAAGCAUGCAGACAUCACAAGAGUCUUUUUUGUGUGGACUUUAGUUUGUUUUACUUUUUAUAUGAAAUGAAAACCACGAUUCAG
Messenger RNA from Scheffersomyces stipitis CBS 6054, 754 nucleotides. It is a transcript of the gene COX6, whose product is annotated as cytochrome c oxidase subunit VI. The record is from RefSeq and is a predicted model, not a curated record. Lineage: Eukaryota; Fungi; Ascomycota; Pichiomycetes; Serinales; Debaryomycetaceae. Gene Ontology annotation, cellular component: mitochondrial inner membrane. The transcript has a single exon. Bases 146 to 598 code for a protein of 150 amino acids. Gene Ontology annotation, biological process: mitochondrial electron transport, cytochrome c to oxygen.